Molecule: messenger RNA, 944 nt
Organism: Ilex paraguariensis (yerba mate)
Lineage: Eukaryota; Viridiplantae; Streptophyta; Magnoliopsida; Aquifoliales; Aquifoliaceae
Source: the annotation of a GenBank genome assembly
CGCACAUUACACACCCACUUCUAGUACUCUACGUAUGCAGUCCGUUAUCUCUCUCUCAUCUCUGUACUCACCCAUAGAAAUGGGUCUAUAUUAGGGGAACAAUCGCUCUAAAGAACCACCCAGAAGCCAGUGUUGUCUCUUUCUCUCUUGAAGAAAUGGAAGAAAGCAGAAAGAGGCAAGCGGGGUAUGAUGGCGCCGGAGACGUCUUCGGGAAACGACCAAAAACGCCGUCGAACUACGAAGAAACAAUCUCCGACGAAGACGAAGACAUGAUGGCCUGGCUAAACGUCGACGAUGACACAGUGACCGAACUAUCGAAGUUCUUGGACUCAGAGAUAACGACCUCGCAACCAUUCAAGGUCAAGUUCAUCGAGGACCCAUACUCGUCGGCUUUGAUUUUCCAGUCAUCGUCGUCGUAUAUAACCAUCAACGGAAACGAAGAGUCAUGCGGAUCGUCGUUCUCCGACUUGGAUUCGUCCGUCAUGGCAAGUAUCGAUAUGAGUGGUGUUAAGGGCGCGUUUGGGGGGUUUUCAGGGUGGUUCUCGGUGGAGGAAGCUGUCGCGUUCUCUUCAGACGCCGAAGAGGCGCGUGGUUGGAUCGAGGAUCGGGAAAAUGAGGAGGGUAGUUCGGUCAAAGGAAUCGGCAGCGGUGAUUUCUCCGGCGACUAUGAUGAUGAUUUGUUGGCGAAGUUUCUAGAUGAAGACUAGUUUCAGUCACAGUAAAAAUAAUAGACAACAGUAAAGAAGGGCACAGCGAAAUUUUUGGGGUUAGGGUGUUGUUAGGGUUUGGGGUUAAUGGGUUUGGUCAGUUGUAUACAUUUUGAACAGAAAAUUUACAGAGAAGAGUAAAUAGAGGGCUUGUUUGUGAUUUUGAAAAGUGUUUGGCAAUUUGUGGGUAUUUUCUCUUUCCUUUUUCUUUUUCUCCCAUCAAUCUUUUGAUCUUUU